GCUCCAAACUCUGAACAAGUUGGUCGCGUUUUGGAAUGUCUCCGGCACGGUUCAAUCGCUCCGUCGGGCGGGGUCCGAUGGAGUCGAAGCUGCGACAACUCGACAACUCGACAGAUCGACUCCGCAGCUGGACGGCUCCGAACCCACUCUUUAGUCGUUGUGCCUUUCUGAAAGGGGUGGAAGGCAUGGUGCACUCGAUUGACCAACAGAACUACAAGUUCGAGGGCACCUGGGGCGAGCUGCUCGGCGAGGUGGACGAACGACCGACAACGUCACUGGCGAAGUUCUUGCAAGCCAAGAGUAAUUCACCCGACUAUGCUGAAGCAUUAGAGGCCACGAUGGCCGAGAGUGUGGACACUGUGCUGCGGGCACAGUAUGAUCUCUCCGAGCGGGAAAGGCCUAGACCUCAUCAUGUGGUGAAGGCUUUAUCCAUCCGACAGCGAGCCGACUUGAUCCUUUGGAUCCAGCAGGCCUUCAGCACACUUGGCCUAGAUGAAUCAAUGGUGCAUGGGGUUGCCCUCAACAUUGACAGGCUGGUUGCCACGUAUGGAGGUGAAGAGCAGCUGCCACAGGGCUGCUUGCAAGUGAUCCUACUGGCAGUGGUUUGUACGGAGUUCAAAACCGAUGGUUUCAGUGACCAUCCGGACAAGGAGUGGAAGCAGAUCCUCCUGCACAUGACCCGGGGUCAGGUUCCAAUGCUGCAGAUCUUGCGCGUGGAGCGUGACAUCCUGGGGAGGCUCCGAUACGUGGUGGGGCUCCCGACGCCCCUGACGUUCUUGCGGAGUCUGACGGCGCACUUGUGUCAUGAAGAGCAGGCUGGGUAUUGGAUCAGCUUGGCGACCUUCAUUCUAGAGCUGGCUAUGCUAGAGCCCGAAGUCCAGCAUGGCUUUCCACAUGCUUUCCUAGCAGCUGGUGCCUUGGCCGCGUCCCUGCGGGUCCUUGAUGCGCCUGAGCGCACGCGGCAGGAGCUCCUCGACGAUGUGAUGAUUUGGCCUGCAGAAGAAUCCAGUGAAGAAUUGCUGGUGAGGUGUGAAGAGGAGCUGCUGCAGCUUUGGAUCCGCUGUAAGGAUGGCUUGGUCGAGUAUCACCACGUCUUCCGGCUGCUGGAGGCCAAGUUCCGCUACCAGUCCAAAUUCGAAGCUCGGGAGCUCGGGAGCUCUCACGGUGAGGUAGGGAGGAGGACACGCUCGGUAUACGUGACCCUCUUUCAUUCUCAAGAGACGUUGACACCGAGGUCUGGAGUUCCGAUCGACACCUCCAGAUUGGUGUCAAAGACCAUGUUGCCAACCUCUCAUCGCGCCUACCAAGGGACCUUGAAGUCCAUUUAUUUUUUGCUGCUACUUCUUCAGCUUCGCCCCACAGAGCUAAGAGUAUCUUCUGCGUGGCAACACUGCCGGGCUUUGCUGAAGAUGGCAACACUGCUUGGUAGAUGCGUGCAUUGCGAUGCUCUAUCAAAAGACAUGUCCUUGCUCCAUCAGUUGGCCCGCUACCCGCGGUCCCGUGGAGCACCAUCAGGGACUGCCGUUUCUGCAACUGGCGAGACCGGUGGGCAGGUUCGUUCGACCAAAAAGGGACAGUUGCCAGGUGAGCGGAUGGACCAAGCUUCUGCCAUUGAGCAGCCAACGUACCCCCCAAACACGUUACUUGACUUCUUUUAAACCUACCGUCUUCCCAGGAGUUUCUACCAGGCCGUCUUUCCAUUGUAGUUCUACAGCUUAACCGAGCGCUGUCUACACCCGCCCAUGGCUUGCAGUAGUGACCACCCAGUGCUUGACCGAGAAGACCGGAGGUCUCGCAUCUGUCCCCUGCCGGAGCGCUGAAGGUGCUGAGGGAGGAACGGGAACCCGAAGACUUCAGGGAUUUGGCGUUGCUGCGCUUUGGAAUCGCAGGUAGCCUGCGCCAGUGUGACCCAGUGGCGUGAGAAUGCGGACUCCGCGCUUUCGAGCUUCUGCGUCGCCCUACUCGCGUGCGGAGUGUGGGCUUGGUGUGGCAGACAAAACUGCCUGCCGAGGAGUGCUGAGGUUGUGGAGCAGAACGACCCUACG
Durusdinium trenchii is the source of this 2045-nucleotide messenger RNA. NCBI's taxonomy places the organism in Eukaryota, Dinophyceae, Suessiales, Symbiodiniaceae. The record is from the annotation of a GenBank genome assembly.